GUUCGGCCUGGUCGCGUCCGUGGCGACAUGAACACGGCCAAGUACCUGAUCUCCGAGACCGAUCGUCUUGUAACGAACAUCCUGGACACCCUUGAGGUGGUAUCCGCCCAGCACAGAAAUGCGGAUGUCAACCAUAUCUUUAUGAACUUCAUCUACAACCUCCCUGUCACUUAUGAGGAUGUCCUCGAGGCGAUUGCAGGAUUCAUUGAGUGGCAUGGCAAGCACCUCUGGCAUCUGCAUGUCACUGAAUCGGAGAUCCAUAUCGUUCUCGAGGACAAUGAAGGCAAUAUUAUCAGGUGUGAUAUUAUGCCGAUUCGCUGCAUCGUCGAGAACCUCUCCGGCUUCAUCGUAAACUAUCACGGCUACCAGGAGAUCACCACAGACAAGAGUACUACAAUCCUGAAAUCGAUUGGUGAGAAAGGCCCUCUUCAUUUGCAGCCAGCUCACCAACCGUAUCCGAUCAAGGAGUCGCUGCAGCCUAUCACAAAGCACCAAAGCACUUAA
This is a messenger RNA of Laetiporus sulphureus 93-53, 504 nucleotides long. RefSeq names its product acetyl CoA carboxylase. Gene Ontology annotation, molecular function: acetyl-CoA carboxylase activity; ATP binding. Gene Ontology annotation, biological process: fatty acid biosynthetic process. The record is from RefSeq and is a predicted model, not a curated record. The transcript is spliced from 2 exons. The annotation marks the transcript as partial. NCBI's taxonomy places the organism in Eukaryota, Fungi, Basidiomycota, Agaricomycetes, Polyporales, Laetiporaceae.